Molecule: messenger RNA, 525 nt
Organism: Dioscorea cayenensis subsp. rotundata (Guinea yam)
Lineage: Eukaryota; Viridiplantae; Streptophyta; Magnoliopsida; Dioscoreales; Dioscoreaceae
Exons: 3
Biological process (GO): nucleoside metabolic process
Molecular function (GO): catalytic activity
Source: RefSeq, a predicted model, not a curated record
UUGAAUGCAGGAAUCACUGUACAUAUACUUUUAGACUUGUCUGAUGUUUGUGCCAUUGUUCACUAUGGAAUAGCAGGGUGUGCUAAUGAUUCAUUAUCUUUUGGUGAUGUUAUUGUGCCGAAGUUUACAUUAAGGAUUCCAGCGAUGGUGUUCAGAGGAGUAUCAGAUUUGGCAGGAGGUGAAGAAGCGAAGUGGUCAUCGACAAGCCUGAACACUUUGGCAUGUGAAAAUGCUCUCAAAGUAACAGUGGAGUUUAUUGUAGCAAUUGGCAGAAUUGUGAGAAGGCCUUUGCAGAGAUUGCUUCCUGAGAAGGUCCUUGAUGAGAUGAUUAAACUGAUCAAUGAUCCUCUGACUAUAAUGAAUAAUCAGAAUAAGGCUUUUGCUCUUAUUGAAGCAUGGGGAGAGUUUGGAUUAGAGCCUGCAUUGCUGUUGAGCCUAAGGACUGUCCAAGGGUCAGUAGAGAAGAAGUCCUUGUUAGAAAACUGGCAGGAUCUCACUCCAAGUCUAGGGAAGAAGAUGACAUGA